Molecule: messenger RNA, 2123 nt
Organism: Lolium perenne
Lineage: Eukaryota; Viridiplantae; Streptophyta; Magnoliopsida; Poales; Poaceae
Source: RefSeq, a predicted model, not a curated record
AGAGAGAGAGAGAGAAAGGGAGCCAGAGUUGCAGCUCCGACAACUCUGCUCUAGGUGUAGAGCGGCAGUCUUCGUCGUCGUCGUCGCUAGCCGCCCCCUCCCUCACACUAGGGCACGCUGACGCCUGGUCUCUCAACUCAAUGAUGAAGAGCAGCUUGAUCCGAGCGCCCGACGAGGAGGAAGCGGCGGUCUUGGUGCCGCCUCCGGCAGCCGGCGCGGUCCCGUGCAAGGUCGUCGACGACGACAACGCUGCUCUGGGCGUAGAGUGGCAGUCUUCUUCUUCUUCGUCGUCGUCGUCGCCAGGCGGCGCAACGAAGAAAGCGUGGUGGUGGACGGCGCUUCUGUCGCCGACGACGGGCGCCGUCGGGAUGGUGAUCGGCGGCCUCGUGGUGCUCGCGCUGCUCGUCGGCACCACAUGGAUCGACCUCGACGCUUCCUUCCUGCCGGGCAAAGGCCGCGGCAGCAUCAGCCGGCGUGGGCAACAUCCUCCUCGCCGCCACCGCUCAUCACCGCUCGUGCCCAUACCAUUCAGCUGCGGCAAUUCGUCCUCCACGCCACAAUGCCGGCGCGGCAUGCCGCCACCGUCAGCAGCACCGUUCACAUCGCCCGAACAACCCACGGCGCCGCCACCGUCGUGCCCCGACUACUUCCGGUACAUCCACUCGGACCUCGAGCGGUGGCGCGACUCCGGUAUCACGAGGGAGGCGGUGGAGCGCGCGCAGCCGAAGGCUGCGUUCCGGCUGACUGUGGUGUCCGGCCGCGCGUACGUGGAGACGUACCACCGCGUGUUCCAGACGCGGGACGUGUUCACGCAGUGGGGCAUCCUGCAGCUGCUCGCCCGCUACCCCGGCCGCGUCCCGGACGUCGACAUCAUGUUCAACCUCGAGGACAUGCCGGAGUUCCGCGCCGCCGACUACCCGGACCCUGCCACCGCGCCGCCGCUCUUUCGGUACUGCAAGGACGGUUCCUCGCUCGAGGUCCUCUGGCCUGACUGGUCCUUCUGGGGCUGGUCCGAGGUGAACAUCCGCCCGUGGGCGCCGCUCAUCGAGGAGGUCGGCGAGGAGAACGCGCACCUUCCGUGGCAGGACCGGGAGCCCUACGCGUUCUGGAAGGGGAACCCCGGCGUGUCGGAAGCGCGCCGCGACCUCUUCCGGUGCAACAACGACUCCGCCACCGGCAAGGAGUGGAACGCGCGGCUGUUCGCGCAGGACUGGGUCGCCGCCAUACGGAACGGCUUCAAGGACUCCAACCUGGCGAAGCAGUGCCGGUACAGGUACAAGAUCUACGUGCAAGGCCGGUCGUGGUCGGUGAGCGAGAAGUACAUCCUCGCCUGCGACUCGCCCAUGCUGGCCAUCGACACGCCGUUCAGGGACUUCUUCUCCCGGGGACUCGUCGCCGGCAAGCACUACUGGCCCAUCGACCCUGCAGACAAGUGCCGCGCCGUCAAGUUCGCCGUCGACUGGGGGAACUCGCACCCGGAGCAGGCGAUGCGGAUCGGCCAGGAGGGAAGCGGGUUCGCCAGGGAGGACAUGAGCAUGGAGUACGUGUACGACUACAUGCUGCACGUGCUCAAGCAGUACGCCGCCCUGCUCCGGUAUAGGCCCACCGUGCCGGAGAAGGCCGUGGAGCUUUGCCCCGAGUCCCUGGCAUGCCCCGCCCAAGGUCGGGACAGGGAGUUUAUGAUGCAGUCCAGGGAGAGGUACGUCGCCACCUAUGAGCCCUGCACGCUGCCGCCGCCGUUCACGGCCGAGGAGGUCACGAGGAUGGCCGCCAGAGAAGAGGAUGUGCGAAGGAAAGUAGCCAAGAUGGAGGGGAGGUAGAAGGUAGAAGCUCAAAGCUACCAGCCCAGCUGCGACGGUACCAAGACAAUUUGAUUUAGGUUUUUGCUGUUUCUAGUACUCCCUUCUAUGUAUAAUAAAUGUCAUAAUUUUAGCUUAAAUUUAAAUUAAAACUACUCCCUCCGUUCCUUUUUAAUUGACUCAAAUUUAGUACAAAGUUGUACUAAAUCUGAGUCAAUUAAAAAAGAACGGAGGGAGUACAAUAUUUCUAAGUCGAUGCUAAGAAACAUUCCAUCCGGAGAUUAAGAUUCGAACGGAAUUUUCAUCAAUUGCUUAACAUGUGUA